Molecule: messenger RNA, 2056 nt
Organism: Mangifera indica (mango)
Lineage: Eukaryota; Viridiplantae; Streptophyta; Magnoliopsida; Sapindales; Anacardiaceae
Product: MLO-like protein 1
Exons: 14
Coding region: 141-1673 (510 amino acids)
Biological process (GO): defense response
Cellular component (GO): membrane
Source: RefSeq, a predicted model, not a curated record
CAUAGUGCUAGCAGUGGAACCCACAGAUAUUCUAACUUCAGCAGGCUUAUCAUCAAUCACUAGUGACCAAUUUCUUUCAAAAUAUAUGUAUUUGUGAAGGAAAUAUUACAAGGAAAGAGAAGAGAAAGUUAAAUUUAUUAAUGGCAAGUGAAGGAAUAGGUGUUGAGAACAGUCCAACAUGGGCUGUUGCUAUAGUUUGCAGCUGCAUCGUUGUCAUUUCUCUGGCUUUUGAACGCUCCCUUCACUUCCUCGGCAAGUUUUUGAAGAGAAAGAACCAGAAAUCUCUUUAUGAAGCCCUGCUAAAGAUCAAAGAAGAGUUAAUGUUAUUGGGGUUCAUAUCACUGCUCCUGGCCGUGUUUCAAAGUAUAAUUACUAAUAGGAUCUGCAUACCAAAAGAUUUAGCAAAUAAAUGGCUGCCUUGCAAAAACAAGGAAGAAAGCAAACAUCCUAAAACUACUCUCCACUUUGAAUCCUUCAUUUCUCCACACCGUCUUCUCGCUGAGGCCUCUACCUCUGCAAAUAAGUGUACUCUAAAGAAUGAGGUGCCUUUGCUAUCUACAAAAACACUGCAUGAUCUUCACAUAUUUAUCUUCAUUCUAGCUGUCGUGCAUGUAACUUUCUCAGCUCUAACAAUUCUAAUUGGUGGAGCAAGGAUAAGUCGAUGGAAAAGCUGGGAGGAAUCGGCUUCACAAAAAGAACAUGAUGCCGGAGACGCUCCACAAACAAAGAUUACACAUGUCCAUGGGCAUAAUUUUAUCAAGAGACAUUUUGUGGCUAUUGGAAAGAGAUAUGAUUUGUUGGGCUGGCUGCAUUCAUUUGUCAAGCAAUUCUAUGGAUCUGUAAACGAGGACGAUUAUACUACUCUUAGACGAGGCUUCAUUAAGAAUCACUGCAAAGGGAACCCAGAAUUCAAUUUCCACAAGUAUAUGAUGCGUGCUUUUGAAGCUGAUUUUAAAAAGGUUGUUGGCAUCAGCUGGUAUCUUUGGUUAUUUGUGAACGCUUUUUUCAUAUUGAAUGAUUGGAAAGGCUACUUUUGGGUAGCAGUCAUUCCCUUUAUUCUUCUUCUUGCUGUUGGCACCAAGUUGGAGCACAUAAUCACCCAAUUAGCCAAUGAGAUUGCUGAGAAACAUGAGGCCAUUGAAGGAGACUUGAUAGUUAAGCCUUCAGAUGACCACUUCUGGUUUCACAGACCCCGACUCAUUCUCAUUCUCAUUAAGAUCAUCCUGUUCCAAAAUUCUUUAGAAAUUGCAUUUUUCUUCUGGAUUUGGUUCCAAUACAAGUUCCACUCCUGCAUUAUGGGACAAGUCGAUUAUAUGGUUGCAAGACUGAUCAUCAGGGUGUUUGUUCAGGUCCUCUGCAGCUUUAGUACUCUACCUCUUUAUGCACUUGUGUCACAUAUGGGGAGCUCAUUCAACAAAGAUGGAAUCUUCGAUGAACCUGUGCAAGAAGGCCUUGUUAAUUGGGCAAAGGAGGCAAAGAGGAAUAUGGCUAUGAGAAAGGCUGCUAAAAUUGACACCAACCUUGUGAAUAAUAUGGCAGGUUCUUCGUCUGUGACAGAACUUGAGUUGGGAAAAGUUGAUGAUCAUGAGGACAAGGAAUUGUCCAACAUAUUCGAUGGAUCAGAUGGCAAUAUAGGCGAACAUGAAAAUGAAGAACCGAUUGAAAGUUUAUGAUCUACGUUCAAGCUAUAUAUUUGCUCAAAAACUUAUCAAGAUCAUAGGAACUUUGAUGAACAGAUUUAUUGUUCAUUUUCUCCAUGGUUGAAAGUAUGUAGUUUCUUUUAUAGAACUUCUGAAAAAAACUGUCCAAAUGUGACAGCAAGUUUGAUUAAGAUUAAGACCAAAAACUGCUGAAAGAUUUACAACCAAAAAAAAAAAAAAAAAACUGCUGCUUGAAAACUGCCCCAUUUGAAGAUGUCUCACACCUUGCAGGCAACAGCUGAUAAUUUCAAUCAAUUUUCAGCGAACCUGACCUUUAUUAGUUCAGAACACUUGUUCUUUGGGAUGUUGUAAUAUUUUGGUCUCGACCUACUAUAAAGAUACUGUCGCUUUGGAUA